AUGACGCCAUCAGUCUCCUCACCUGUCACACAAUCAAGUGUGACAGCAUCAAAUUCAUCGUCAAAAUCACUGCUUUAUCUCAUUGAUUUUGGAGAUGGAAAGAGCAAUAAAACUUGGCGAGAGGGAUCAAUCCUCAGACAUCAUUACGUCACUCCUGGCGAGUUCAACAUCAUUUUCGUGGCUUCUCGGGACGUGCCGCGGGAAAUUUUAGGAAGUACGGGACCUCCGCUGACUAACCAAUCGGAUGCCAAGAGUGGAGAGGCUGGACUGUAUUUAUUUCCAUCUCUUCAUUUUCUGUCGAGGACCAGAGUAGAGGCCUGGCAGGUACAUGCUGAGAAACCUGGCCUCAUCCAGUUGCAGAUUUACAGGGCGAAAUUGAACCGUACGAGCUGUUCAAGGUACAGAGGAGUAAAAUCAUCCUGCGGGGAAUGGGUUCCAUCCAGCGAUCGCUGUAAGAAGGUAUGCUUCGAUGUACGUCAUUGGCGGUAUAAAUCCAUCAUGCCUUGUGGGCAAAGGCGCAGUAACUAUCUUAAAGUGUAUAGCGUGGAGGCGAAUCUUACAGCAGGGCAUAACUUGAUUGUCAUACCAAAGGGACAAUGGUUUACUGCAGAUGUCGGAGACAUUGUGGGCUUCUAUAGAAACUCAUCAGGUGCUGAGCUGACGCAAAUUACCGCUGGGAAAAAUGGAAGUGUUUAUUUUAUGCCAGCGCGGAACACGUUUGAUAUUUCCGUGGACCUUUCGAGAGCGCAGCCUUUGGAGUUGUCUUUUGAUAUAAAACUGUACGGCUCAAUUAGGGUGGCAGCUGCCAUCUUUGUUUCAUGUUUAGAAAAGGUUGGACUCUAUCCUCUAAUAACGACUUUUGCUAACGCUAUCAGCUCCCACAAAGUGAUCGCAUUCCGAUCUUUAAUUACGGUUCAAAACUCAGUGGCACAUGUGCGCCUGUUGUAUGAAGAGUUCAUUAAAGUGAAUACCACAACAAACAUUACCGCGAGGGUGGAACAAGGCACUAACGUAACGUGUGAAUGGUACAUUCCUGACUCAAGUCUGACAGUUCGUCAGUCUCCCUAUCUUGAAAACAACAAUACCACCGAAGGAGGAGUUUUCCAGUACAGUUCUUCGUACAGUUAUCUUGGAUAUGUAUACGUAAAAGUAACUGUAACCAAUCUUGUCUCUCAAAAGAGAAAGAGUGAUAACAUUAUUCUGUCAGUGCGUCAGUCGAUAAAAGGUCUACGAGCGAGCGUGUGUCAUAAUGCGUUUGCGUUCGAGAACGCGGAAACGUGUAUGGUUUCCAACGCGACACAAGGCUCAGAGGUCGGAUGCACGUGGGAAUUUGGCCCAGAUGAUUACACUGCAAGGGAGAUGGGUAAAACCAUCAGUCAUGUAUUUACACCAGGAGGCCCGACGAAUUUCACUCUGCACUGCUAUAAUAAGAUCUCAAAGUCGUCCGUCCCUCACACUGUUCAAGUUAUUCCAAAUCCGUUGUCUAUUGAUGCCCCCCUGAAAGUCCCAGCCGGUGUGCCUGUGAAAAUAACCUGUCUAGUAAAUUGGCCUGGGGGGACACCAGCUUUGUUCUUUGAACAACAUGGGUUAAAGGGGAGGAGGGGAAGCGACAUUGUAGCAGAUCCUGUGUUAACACUUCGGGCGUCUGGAUACAGCAACAGCAGCAAAGGCAAUGUGACAAUGUAUAAAAGCUUUGGCAGAGCACUACAUAGACGAUAUAGAAUAACGUGCAAAUCCAAUAGUUAUCCUGACUUGAACAUUGUUCACUCGUUGAGGGCAAUUUACAGUGUCAAAGGAAUAAAUAUUACUUCUGACUGUGCUUUACAGGCCGAGGUCGGAACGAAAUGCAAAUUUCACGUUCAUCUCCUUCGCGGGGAUUUUCCAGUAUUUACCUGGAAAAUCCGAGAGUCUGACAAUUAUUCAACUGUCUCAAAAGGGAGGAAAAUCGUCCAUCGCUUUGUCAACACAGGAUUCGCGAACAUUACCGUUAACGCGAGUAAUGAUGUGUCCUUUCGCACGAAAACGGUCCAGUUCUUUGUGUAUUCGACCCACACGCAAAGUGCAACUGCAACUGAGUCGCCCUCACGCCUUGUCUAUCAGUCGUCAAUAAUGUCAACAUCUACAUCACCUUUACAUGCGAGCGAUAGCUUGAGCGGGGUUAUUUCUUCGUAUUCAACGUACAGUGAAGAAGCAGUAAUGUCCAUAAGACCUUCUAGUGUUACCUUUUACAAAUCUGCAUCAGUGGAUCGCCAUCAGAUUCCUUCCCUAAAGGACAUCAUACUUCGUCACGCUUCUGUUGGUUUGGUUGGUCACGCAAUCGACUUCUCAGUAGAACUUGUCACAAAUCCUCAUCUUGUACGCUUCAUUUGGAACUGGGGUGAUAGAUCAAGCUUAGAAGAAGCUGGAUCUACUUUAUCACACACCUUUUAUCACCCGGGACAAUAUUUCAUCACAGUGAAUAUUACCUCUACAGUUGAUCAUGUGGUAUUAUCUGGCCACGUGACCGUCCAGUAUCGCCUCAUAGAUUUGCAUAUCAGAGACUUAGCUGUGACGUCAUCUAACCUCUUGGUUUUGAAAUUUGAAAUUCUCCAAGGAGACAACGUCACAUACUCACUAAAAUAUGGUGACAAUACUGAAGCGCAAGUGGGGUUUUUACGAACGUUACCUGAUUUUGUGACGGUAGCCCAUCAGUACAACGAGCGUGGCAUUUAUCGUUUGUCCAUUACAGCGACCAGUGCUGUUGGCCCUGAUAUCUCAGUGCAGCGGUCGGUUUACAUCAGUGAAAUACCGUGUGUUAUACAUGAACUACGCAUGCUCGGUGCUGGUGAUAACAGCAGUCAAUGCCCUGAGAUUGAACAAGAGAAUGAAUAUUCUCUCUACUCUUCUUUGAAAAUAAACUGCUCUAAUUACGGAGAACUAGAAUAUAAGUGGAAGAUAGAAAAUAUUUUGAACGAUGCCCUCACCAAGGUUGUCCACUUGUCGAAGGAAGUUCUGUCUUCGAGUGCGCUCUUACUAGAAUCUCAGUCCCUCAGGAGUGGUCUUUACAAAUUUACCCUCUUAGUAACAGCAAAACCUCUUGGGCUAUCGAAAUCUGCAAUUGGAUUUCUACGCGUGCGCAUGCCGAAACUGCUGGCUGUCAUAGACUGUGGGAACAAGAGAGUUAUGCCUUGGAAUCAAGAUAUCGUUUUGAAUGCUUCGUCUUCACGUGACCCGAAUGAUUUUUACGACAGCCGAGGCAAAAGUUCUUUGUCAUUUGAGUGGUUUUGUGACAACAAUCGCAGUGUCUCUUGUUUUAAGGAAUCAAUUGAUAACAGAGGGCCCGCGUUGGUGUUUCCUCCGAAGUACCUUGAUCUCAAUAGAACAUAUAGGUUCGUUGUUGUGCUAACCAAAGGAUCGAGGAAGGCUGAAGCAACACAGAGUAUAGAGGUUGUGUCAGGCAGUUUCCUUCCGCUUUGCGUCAGAUGCAAGGAAAAUUGCGCGCACAAGCUAACACCUUCCAAAGAACUGAUCCUCGAUGGUGUCGGUUGCCAAGACGAUACAAAUACAACCUGCAUUUGGGAACUUUACGGACCUCCCCAAGCAAACGGGCGGAUUUCAAAACGCUCUAUAGGUGUACAGUUAAUUAGAGUUUCUUACGCGAAACAGUUCCUGCUGGAUCCUAGGAACUUGAUUUCGAAUAGGAUUUACACGAUUCUCUUUACCAACAACAACAGCGGCUUCUCGGCGCAGUAUUCGGUAAUAACCGACAUGUCUCCGACUAAUGGAUCAUGUUUUGUAUCGCCUUGGGAAGGCCAAGUAAUCGAGACGCAGUUUAUCAUCAGCUGCGCGGGUUGGAGGGACGAAGACAUGCCUCUUCAGUACGAGUUUUUCCUUGGAAAUCCCGAGCAAGGACCGUUGCUGCUGUACUAUGGGUGGACGCCGUAUUCUAAUGGAUUGUUCCUUCCCCCAGGAUUGAACGAUAACGAUCACAACGUGGACCUUUUUGUGAAAAUUUCAGACGCUCUAGGAUCCUACAGAAUCGUUCCUCUUCAAGCGAAGGUGAGAAGUUUUGGUGCCGAGGCUGAUUCUGUCAGCUCAAUUCUGAAAGGAAUUGUCAGCGGACCUGACUCUAUGCUGGAGAAACUUCUCGAGGUCGGAGAAUUCCAACAAGCAACACAAUUGAUGACGACCGUCGUCACGGUUUUAAACCAAGUAUCUUCUCAGGAACACUUCUCUGAUUCUACCGAGAUGGGUAACCGUGUGGAGGUCCGACGUGCAGUGAUCGCUGAACUGUCUCAGGUGUGUUGCAGUAGUCCGCAGAGUAUCCAACAAGCUCUAGGUGGACUUCUUCAAGCCAUCGGAGUAACCGCUGAACUAUCACCUGAAGCACUGGAGGAUGGUGCAAUUGCUCUCUCAAACAUGGCCGAAGCAUUGGUUAUUAAAUUCAAGAGCUUCCAAGCAGCGAACGAGUCCAGGGACAUUAUUCGUGGUUUGAACAUCAUCCUGGAAGCAUCUGUGUCUACAAGUAAUGAAGUAAAACGCCAACAGAAUUCGGAUGAAAUCAAAGACUGGAUUGAUGAUAGUAAUGAGGCCAGAAAUAAAGACCACCAGGAGAAGUGCGAACAAGCCACUACUAAGUCCUUAAAGGGUAUCAAUUAUGCUGCACAAAAACUAUUGGACUAUCAGCGCAAUGGAGAUCCACCCAACCACGUGUCCUCAAGCUUGAUGAAAAUGACCCUUACUCGCCAGUCUCCCAGUGACAUAAAUGACGCGGCGCUGAACGGUGGAGUGGUCACUUUUAAAAUUCCGGAAGAAUUAAAGAAAGACAGACUCGGUGCUUUUAACACAGUUAAUACAAAGGUGAUAACCAUGUCCCAGACCCCGUUCAUUUCAAACGAUGCCACUCCCAUUGAUACACCAGUAUCGACGCUUGAGUUCUUGGAGACUUCUGGGAAGGAAAUCCAAAUCCAGGAUCUUGCAGAACCUGUGUCUAUAUUCUUGUCGCUGAACCAAACAGAUAUUAAAGAUCGUAAUAACAUGACUGGUAUCAUCGAUGCUAAAGAGAACAUCACAAUCUUCAAGAUCGAUUCCGAUAAUAAAAGUGCACUUUACCUUACGAUAAACUGUACUGGAGUCAUGAGCGGCCACAAACUAAUUUUUACGGGAAGGAGAAACUCAAAGCCUAGGACUGACACCUUUGACUUCCGAUGGAUUAUCGCCUCGUGUAACACCACUUUAAAGCGACUCAUAGCGCGAAAGUAUUUAAAUACUUCGGAGAGGCUCUACCUCGGUGUGAAGUUACAGACGAAAAGUAAUGCUACGAAUAUUACAGCUAUCACAUCUAGGAUACGCUAUCAGGUAUCCGUGAUGGCCGUCGGCUGUUAUUAUUGGAACGAGAAAAUGCAGGCGUGGACCACAGAUGGUUGUGAGGUUGGUUCCCUGACCACACCAGAGCGCGUUGAAUGUCGUAGUAAUCACUUAACGUGGUUUGGAAGCCGUGUUUUUGUUCCUCCCAAUAAACUUGACCUGAACCUCAUAGCCAGCAGAAUAUCAGACCCGUCGAACUAUGCCCCAGUCCUUUCCGUGCUCUGUGUCACAUUUGGUUUGUACUUUUUGAUUCUCGUCUGGGCUCGUCGACAGGAUCAAAAAGAUAAAAAUAAGACAGGCUUAACUUUGAGCCCGAGCAACAGACCAGGAGAUGAACAUGCUUACGAGGUAGUCAUUUGUACUGGCAUGCGCAGACACGCUGGUACAACUGCAAACGUUGCCAUGACAAUAACAGGAGAAAACUGCGAAAGUCAUGCGUUUCUGCUUAGGAGCAGCCAUCGAGUGACGUUAGCUCGAGGCAGCGUCGACUCGUUUCUCUUAACGACCUCGGAGACCCUCGGGGAGCUGUUGUACAUCCGAAUGUGGCACGAUAACUUCGGUAAGGAUCCAGCUUGGUUCGUAAAGCAGAUAUCCAUACGUGAAAUUGACACUGAUGGAGUGUGGUACUUCGUGUGCGAACGCUGGCUUGCGGUAGACGAAGGUGAUGGUCUGAUUGAUAGAAUAUUUCCAGUAACAAGCAACAAGGAAUUGAACGAGUUUCGGCGUUUGUUCUUGACUAAAGCCUACAAUGACCUGACUGACUCGCACUUGUGGUUUUCAGUUGUGUGGCGACCGCCUCAGUCCCCUUUCACACGGGUUCAGCGGGUGUCUUGCUGCCUCUCAGUUCUGUUGUGUACCAUGAUGGCCAACGCCUUGUGGUACGAGAGUGAUACAGGCCGCUACAGUGCUGUUCAGCUCGGUCCUUUUGAAUUUUCUUGGGAACAAGUUUCCAUAGGAAUAUGUAGCAGUCUUAUCGUGUUUCCAAUCAAUUUGCUUUUGGUGCAGAUUUUUAGACACUGCCGCCCUGAGGCUACACGAAAUCAUGGCUGCUUCAAGCCAAAACCCAGACAACGAUUCUCGUCCAUUAAAACGGAAAUCACUAUGGUUAAAUUCGGAUCUAGGGAAGGCUCUGCGCUUUGUAUCCACUCCGCUGGUCAAAGCCAAAGUGUAAACAAAUGCUCUCCACAAGAACCACAAAAAUACUACGAAGAUAAAGGAUUUAGCUUGGCAUCUGCUUUACGGUCUGCUCAUUUUCCUGCUCUUUCAGUAUCUUUGGCAAUGGAAUCUCCCCCUGAUUCAACCUCUGAUAUAAGAUCUCUUUUAACAAGAUGCUCUCCAUCUCGGCAGUCACCCACAAACGACUCUGAGAAGUCGUCGAAUGCACCAACUGCGAAAUAUGCACCACGUGCGAAAGGACUGCCUUGGUGGUUUAUCUAUGUCGGAUGGUUUUUGGUCAUAAUAACCUCGCUAACGGCUGCAUCGGUUACACUGCUGUACGGGAUCCAGUUUGGUCUCAAGAAAUCCACACAAUGGCUCAUAUCCAUGUUCUUCUCGCUCUCACAAGAUAUUUUUGUGAGCCAACCGCUCAAAGUUGUCGCUUUUGCUGUAGUUUUCGUCUACAUCUUUAAAAAGCCCAGCAAAGUCGCAUUUUCGCCAAAAUCACAACUCAAAUUCGACGAGCAACCGUUACAGGAACAGCUUCAGGAUUCGGAAGAAGACUUCGGGGAACGUCCUGAAGCACCUCCUGUUGAGGUGCCGACAGAGGAUAGUAUAAAGCGCGCCCGAGACAGGGCACAAAAGGAACGUAUGAUGCACGCCAUACUGCUUGAUAUAGGAUCCUUUCUAGUGUUUACAUUACUUGUUCUCCUCAUUGCCUAUGGCUUCAGAGAUCAAAGCGCUUUUCGUCAGAAUGACGCUGUUGCCAAAGUUCUACUACAGCAAAGCUUUAGCGGGAAACCAAGGGAGUCUAAGCCGGAGCGAUUCACUGAGAUCAUUCGACAGAGAGAUAUGUGGGACUGGAUGGAGCUCGCAAUGCUUCAGACAUUGUACAAUUUGCCAUCAUACUUUUACACCGGAAAAGCACCAACGUUUAUUGAAGGGGAAAGUGGACAUGUAGUGGGCAUUGCCCGAUUGCGGCAGCACAGGACGAAAAGAGAUUCUUGUCGUGUGGUACCCCAAGCACAAGAUUUCUUCUCAAGGUGUUCUUCACAGUACGAAAUGACUACAGAGGAAAAACAAGCAUAUGCAACUGGCUGGGAUUCACUCUCAAACAAUACUAAGAAUUCGUCACCGAGUCCCUGGAGAUACAGCUCUGCUAGCGACUUAGACGGCUACCCUUACACGGGUGGUAUAAAAACAUACUCGGGAGGGGGAUAUGUGCUGGAACUGUCUCUCAUUUAUUACAAAGCCUUGCGACAGAUCAGGGAUUCCAGAACUGCGCUCUGGUUGGAUCGCCACACACGAAGCAUGUUUAUCGAGUUUACACUUUACAACCCAAACAGCAACCUAUUCUGUGCGGUAACGUUUCUGAUGGAGGUAUUUCCAACAGGAGGAGUCUUCCCACACUCAGAGGUCCUUGCGUACCGCCUCUACCGUUACGCGGGUGAUUUCCAAUUGUUUAUUCUCGCCUGUGAAGUGUUCUUCUUAUUAUUUGUACUUUACUUCACCUACCGAGAAGCUAAAAAGAUUUACAAAACAAGGAGAAGGUACUUCACAGAGCUGUGGAAUUUGAUGGACCUUGCUGUGUUGAUGCUCUGCUGGAUCGCUCUGUCGUUUUAUUUUAUCUGUCUGGGAUUAAGGAAGUGGACUUUGCACUUUUAUCACCAAAAUCCAACCAAGUUCAUUAGUUUCCAGUACCUCUCAGCUUGGCAGCUUAUGUUCGAAAACGUGGUUGGUGUAACAGUGUUUGUCACUUGUCUCAAGUUUAUCAAACUGUUGAGAUUCAACCGGAGAAUAUUUCUUCUUUCCUGUACAUUGCGACACGCAAGCAAAGAACUCUUGCAAUACUUUAUUGUAUUCAUCAUCGUCUUUCUGGCGUUUUCGCAGCUUUAUCAUUUUCUGUUAGCCAGCAACUAUGAAUCGUUCAGCACGCUGAUUGGCUCCAUGCAAAAACUACUCAGUGUUCUUUUGGGACAAUUCGACUUGGAAGAAAUGAUGGGAUUGCACAAGAUCCUUUGCGCGGUGAUAUUCUUUCUCUACACAAUCCUGACCAACUUCUUGUUUCUAAAUCUUCUCAUUGCCAUCAUAAUUGAAUCUUUCGAAGUUGUAAAACGGCAAAAUGACUAAAUGCAGAACGAAUUUGAAAUGCUGGAAUUUAUCAUGAGGCACUUCAGAGAUUUCUUAGGCAUAAGAGCCCUGAACAGAGCCUCUGAGGAAUCGCAGCUCACGUUUUCUAACAAGGCCAUAAACAGUUAUCUGCAUCCGAGUAAAAAGACGCGCGCAAACAGAAGAGAGAGAGCUGAGCGUCUUGAAAAAGCCUUAGACAGACUGGCAUGUUACGUAAAUGUGAUCAACGAUAUCGAGAAUGAAGAUGACUUGCUUUGCUGUUACAUCUCCAGGAGAAUUCGUCAUGGGUCUUUAAAAAAGGCAAAAAAUGCUGAAUCUCGUUUUUAACGAGAUAAUAUGCCUGUCUGGACACUUAAUUAGCUCCCGAUGGUUGCCAUUUCAACGGACUGAAGAGCUAUGGGAACUCAAAACUGCCUGUUCGUGUAUUUAGACUCGUUCAUUUAACUAGCUAAGCCCCACCAACUUGAACUUCAUCUCCUAUCCUGGAGAGCUGAUCGUCUUUUAUAUUUCAGAUUGACUUUUCGUCAAUACGCAAAAAUCUAAACGAUUGAAUUGUGUUAC
Messenger RNA from Stylophora pistillata, 9192 nucleotides. RefSeq names its product polycystin-1-like protein 2. The record is from RefSeq and is a predicted model, not a curated record. NCBI's taxonomy places the organism in Eukaryota, Metazoa, Cnidaria, Anthozoa, Scleractinia, Pocilloporidae. Gene Ontology annotation, cellular component: membrane. Gene Ontology annotation, biological process: detection of mechanical stimulus. Gene Ontology annotation, molecular function: protein binding; calcium channel activity; calcium ion binding.